Messenger RNA from Heterostelium album PN500, 273 nucleotides. RefSeq lists its product as uncharacterized. The transcript has 3 exons. Lineage: Eukaryota; Evosea; Eumycetozoa; Acytosteliales; Acytosteliaceae. Bases 1 to 273 code for a protein of 90 amino acids. The record is from RefSeq and is a predicted model, not a curated record.
AUGUCAAAUAUAACAGUAGAGUUUAUAGAGAAAGGAGGAGCUUCUUGGUUUAGCAUCAGUGGUGUUGGUGUUGUCGAACAAACAUCAGAAUAUCCUUCAAGAUACACAAUCGAUUUUAAAACAGUGGAUGAUAGUGAGAUUCCUUCAAGUUGGAGUUACAGUCAGAAAAAAUUAGAUAAAAAUAUUAAGAAAUUUAGAAAAUUGACGAGUUAUAACUCGGGUAUCUUCAAAUUAUUAGGUUAUAUCAGAUUAUUAUAUUAUAAAAUUAAAUAA